CCCUUCUCUGCCACCAGCACUCUCCAUCCCACAAAGCUGCUGCUGAGCACGGGGGAGCUGACCUCACCUGACUCCCAGGGGAACACCGCUGACAUCAGAUGCACCCGUCUAGGAAGCAGAAAGAAAAGGCCUUAGACAUCUUCUAAGGAGAAUCAUGGCACACAACCAGGAGCCUCUAGACAAGACCCCUGUCAUCAAAUUCAAUGGCCAGGACUUUAACUCCUUGUGGGAUCGUUGCCUAAGCAGAGGCCUACCAUUUGAGGAUGAGACAUUCCCUGCAGAGACUUCUUCCAUAGGUCUGAAGCUGCUCCAGGGAAAAAACCUCUCCAGCCUGAGGUGGAUGCGGCCAAAGGAUAUAUUAAAGGGUAAAUCAGAGCCUCACUUCAUCCUGGAAGGUGCAAGCAGAUUUGACAUCCAACAAGGAAAGGCCGGAGAUUGCUGGUUCCUGGCAACGCUGGGCUCCUUGACACAGAACCCACAGCAUCUACAGAAGAUCCUGAUGGACCAAAGCUUUUCACACCAGUAUGCAGGGAUCUUCCGUUUCCGGUUCUGGCAGUGUGGCCAAUGGGUGGAAGUGGUGGUUGAUGAUCGCCUACCUGUCCUGGAUAAGGAGUACCUCUUUGUGUAUCCUCGCAACAACAACCAAGAGUUUUGGCCCUGCCUGCUGGAGAAAGCUUAUGCCAAGUUUCAUGGAUCCUAUGCCAACCUGCAUUACGGCUUCCUUCCUGAUGCCCUGGUGGACCUCAUGGGAGGGGUGGUCACCAGCAUCGACCUGCACUUUCCUUCUGACCUGGUAACGAUGGUGAAGACAGCAGCCAAGGCAGGCUCCCUGAUGGCCUGCGCCACCCUGGCCAAGCCAACAGGUGAGGCCAGGAGAAUGGAGAACGGCCUGGUCAGUCAGCAUGCCUACACCGUGACGGGAGCCGAGCGGAUUCAGUACGGGAGGAGUUGGGAAGACCUUAUCCGCCUGUGGAACCCCUGGGGCAACACCGAAUGGAGAGGACGCUGGAGUGAUGGGUCUCUGGAAUGGCAGAAAACCCACGACCAACAAAAAAGACUGCUGUAUGAGAAUAAGGAAGAUGGAGAGUUUUGGAUGUCAUGUCAAGAUUUCCAAGACAACUUCUCCUGCCUGUUUGUAUGUAACCAAUUUCCAGUCAGCCUAAACCAAGGAAACAUGCCUCAUAAAAUAUGGUCCCAAAUGAUGUUUAAGAACCGUGCAACUCCAGGAAACACCACAGAAGGACUUCCGAGGGACACGCAGUACAUCUUCUCUGUGCCAGAGGGCAUGGAAAGCAACAAUGUCAUCAUAUCCGUCAAUGUCAGGCUGCAAAAUUUAAAGGCAAAAGACAAAUUUCCACUAAGCUUCAAGGUGUUCAAGGUCGACCCUCAGUUCCAGCCCUUCUGGAAGAGGUUGCCACCCACCUUCUUUUCUCAAUUCAGAAAUGCUAUCGAGGGCAUAGCUUUUAAAACCAAGAGCAACCUCACAAAGUACUUCAGUCUGAGUACUGGGACCUACGUGGUGGUCACCUCGGCCCACAGUGAAGCAGUUGAGUUUUUGCUCCGAAUCUUCCUGAAAAUGCCAGAUGGUGACAGGAAUCUGGGCAGCAAUUUCAACCUUACAGCUCCAAAGGCAAGUCUUCUGGAAAAUGGCUCCCAAGAAAGCAUCUUCCACAGAUAUGCUCAACAGGGACUGAACAUGGAUGCCACCCAGCUUCAGAGCCUUCUCAACCAGGAGUUCCUGAAAGGAACUCCAGGGGACACGUUCUCUUUGGAUGAGUGCCGGAGCAUCGUGGCUCUGAUGGAUCUGAAAGUGAAUGGGCAGCUUGAUCAAGAGGAGUUUGCAAGGCUGUGGGGCCGGCUUGUCCACUGCCAGAGUGUUUUCCAGAACACCCAGGAUCGCUCUGGAGUUUUCCUGAGUUUGGAUUUGUGGAAAGCUAUAAAGGGUACAGGUAAAGCAGGGGCCCCUCGGAGUUGUCACGACUGGGGCCGUGGUGAUGGUGGGGUGUGUGUAUGUGAGAGAGAGAGAGGUGCACACGCCUCCCAUGCAGUAGGCAAGGCUGGUGCAGCAAAGCUGGACGGUCAGGAGAGAGCAGAGCAGUGGGCUCCGUGUCUUCCCUGGUGAACACCAGCCUCUUUGGGCCUCCGGGCUCAGAACUCAGACUCCAUUCUCCACAACCUGAGUUCUUGUGUGCCAGUCAAUUUUCCCAAUUGCCUUCUGUCUCCAAACAACUCUAACUGUGUGAAAAUAACCUCACAUCAUUGAUACCCUCCCAGAACUUAAGCUUGCCUUAGAGACACUUCCAUCUCAACUUCUGGGCUGUCAGGGUUAAACCCUCAUGAGCAGGUGGAUGCACUCUCUUCACGGAGGGUUUGUAGCUAAGUGAAAUCAACUGUCAUCUGUCUGCUUCAAGAAGGCAAGAGCUUUCAGUCCUAGGAUGAUGAUAAGGAUACCGUAGGAUGCCUAAGAGCUUCAGGGUUCAGGGAGAACUUGGACUCAUGUCAUCUCAUUUGAUUGUCUCAACUACUCUGUGAUCAGGAGUCAUGAUCUGCCCUAUACCGGUGGGGGAAAUGGAUCACACAAAGGUUAAGUCAGAAAACUGCCACCUUCCUUGAGAAAAUGUGAGAUCAGAGUCCCCCCAGGUAACCACUGGAAGGAGAUGCUCCACAGUUCUCCCUCCCGCGGGCCUUCAUACCAGAGGGCAGUGGUUCUCAAACUUGAGUGUGCUCCGGAACCCUCUGGAAGCUUGUUAAAGCACAGCUUGAUGAGCCUCACCCCUCACCCAAAACUUCUGAUUCAGGAGGGCUUGGGUGGGGCUCAAGAAUUUGUAUUUCUAAGAGGUUUCUA
Messenger RNA from Zalophus californianus (California sea lion), 2845 nucleotides. RefSeq names its product calpain 13 (gene CAPN13). Gene Ontology annotation, cellular component: cytoplasm. Gene Ontology annotation, biological process: proteolysis. Lineage: Eukaryota; Metazoa; Chordata; Mammalia; Carnivora; Otariidae. The coding region runs from base 155 to 2122 and encodes 655 amino acids. The record is from RefSeq and is a predicted model, not a curated record. Gene Ontology annotation, molecular function: calcium-dependent cysteine-type endopeptidase activity; calcium ion binding. The transcript is spliced from 19 exons.